UUAAGGGAACAAAUUAUAAAAGUAAAAGGUUCAGAUACGGUUCCGAUGGUAUUAGUUGGUAACAAAUGUGAUCUUGAAAAAGAUAGAAUGGUUACCAGACAACAGGGCCUUGCGCUUUCCCAAAGAUGGGGUCAAACGGCCUUCUAUGAAACUUCUGCUAGACAACGGAUUCAUGUAGAUGAAGUCUUUUAUGAUUUA
Molecule: messenger RNA, 198 nt
Organism: Scutellospora calospora
Lineage: Eukaryota; Fungi; Glomeromycota; Glomeromycetes; Diversisporales; Gigasporaceae
Source: the annotation of a GenBank genome assembly